ACUUUCAACCUACACACAACGAACAAAACCCAACGAAAAGAAAAAAAAUGGGGAAAAAGAAAGGAAAAUAAUCAACGAAAAACGCAACAAAAAUGGGACAAACAACUCCCCCACACUAAAACCUUUGUUCGUCCCAAACAAAAAAAAAAAACAAGAUACGAGCAUGGAUACGGUUUCAUAUAAGAAGAGUCUCAAAAUGCCCAAUUCAAUUGAGUCGAAUUCCAACGAACAUACGACUAUAUGCCUCAACUAUCAACUUGACCUUGAAAUGACAAACUCUCAAAACAUAGUCAUCAUAUAUGCCUCACUCAUUUUCUUACAUAAAUAUAUGAUAGGUACCCUCAAAAUUGGUCAAUAUUCAAAGAGAGAGAAAAAAAUACUAUUCAUCUUGUUCAAGCUUACCUUCAAUCACCAUAACCAUGGAUUGAGCUUCAAGGUCCACCACCAUCUUUACUUUUCCGGCCGACCACCACAGCUCCGGCGAGCCGGCGAACCUCAGCUCUCAGACCGUCGAAAACCUUCAUGCAACCCUAGCUCACGGCCAUCCUCAGCCAUGUCUUCCGGCGGCAUCCACCGAGCACAGCAAGCCCGCGACCACCACAGCUCCUUCCUCAGCCCCUUUUUCCAGCGACCCCAAGCUCGAGCCCAUCACGCACGUCCAACGCCGGCGACCCGCAUCCACGCCCUCUCAGUCGCUCCUCAGCCGCGACCACUAGCUCGCCGCCACCUCCUCACAGCUCUGACGACACCCCGUCACCAGCUCUCCUCCGCGUCGUCCAGACGAAUUCACGCUGAAAAAAAAAGCCACCAUUUCCGGCGAGCUUCUCAGUUCGCAACUUUCAUUCCGGCAUCCCGCAGCUUCCGGGC
This is a messenger RNA of Striga hermonthica, 867 nucleotides long. The record is from the annotation of a GenBank genome assembly. NCBI's taxonomy places the organism in Eukaryota, Viridiplantae, Streptophyta, Magnoliopsida, Lamiales, Orobanchaceae.